GCCUCAAUGCCCGCUACAGAUACUACUGCAAUAUCGCAGCAUCCAACAUGGUUACAACGACACGCUCUGCUACGAGCAGCCCUGUGAAAAAGCAGUCAAGCAAUACUUCGAUCAAUGAUAGCAAGAAGCAGAUAGAACCCCUCACACAUUUUAUUAUCCCGAGAGACACUUCCGGUCGAGCACGAUUUGUCCUGUUGAAACAUCCAAGGGAUUCGAGCAUACGACGUUUCCUCUUCUCCCCAGAAAAAGGCCUCUAUGAAUUUACCAAACUCUCUACAACCUCCACAGAUCCCAGAAGCCUUUUCUUCGACGGGUCCGAGCAGGAGAAAGACAUAACUGGAUCGGCAGUAGCAACAGAGCAACCCAAUGAGACAUUUGGACCCGGAUAUAUCAGCAGGAGCGCGGAAAUAUUUGUAGCCACUGCAUUCGAUGUCGCCUUUCUACUCAUCCCACUUGUGCUACCGGUCAAGGCACAGUCUGGGAGGAUGCUCUUCCAGCCCUUGGACGACAUCUUUGAGCAACACGUAGAGAACGACAAGCAUCUACGUUAUAUUCUCGAAAACGGACGGGACGUGGUCGAAACAGCGAUGUCAAGAUUCUGUGAUACAAUGGAGGCUGGAGACGAGCAGAUGUAUCGGCCAAAUGAAGAUCAAACAUUACGAAUGCUACUGCAAAAGGUUGACAGUGCAAUUGAAAAAGGGUUACCCCCAAGUAUGGAAGAGAAGUUUGUGGCAAGAGCAUUGGAAGCACCCGUGCUAAGUGUCAAACGGGAAGAUACCAUCAUUUCUACUACGAGAUCGGAGUCACUUGCACAAGAAGAGAACGAUGCUGCUUCCGACAGUUUUGACUCGCAGUCCACCUCAGCCAGCUCCGCCCCAUCAGCAGUCUUCUCGGAAGUGUCCGUUGCCAGCUCGGUCAGCACCGUGGUUUCAAUAUCAGAAACAGUAUCUAAAGAGCUGAUCGAUCUACGAAAGCAAAGCAUGAUUCUUGAUUUCAUUCUGGCAUCAUACCUGCCGACAUCGAUAGCAGACCGCCUAAAAGCCCGAUUGAGUGCCAAGGACUCGCCGAUCAACUUAGCACCGCUCGAAGAGCACAUGAAGUCACUUGCUGCCCUGAGGGCGGAGGCGAUGGCAUCCAGGUCAAUUGGAGACUUUUCUCGGAAACGAGGACUUGACGACGAGGAAACAGCAGAUUUCCGAGCCGAGAAGAAGCGCAAACAAGAGGAGGAGGAUCGAAAGAAGAAGUUGAGUGAGUCAAGAGGUGUCCGAGACCUGAAAAAAGUCAACGUGUCGGGCAUGAAGAAGAUGAGCGAUUUCUUUGGCAAGAAACCUGUUGCAAAGGCCAAAGGGUGAACAUUUGUGGAUUGUGGCAUCUUUCCACUUAUCGAGGGACGGUGUGCUUUACCGAGAGGACUUUCACUCAGUUUGCGAGAAGCCCAUGAGCGGACGAUGAACCCGUGCAUCCAACGCCAGCCAUGGUGGUAUUUCACUCCAUUACAUCUUCGACAUCGCGGCUUCCGCCUCACCCUGUAGCACCGAUACAGGAAGUGCACAUGCUUGUCUGCACCCCAGCAAGGCAGGUUCCUCAGGCCUCAGGAUACCGGCCUGUGGUAACGGAAGCAACUCCAUUUGCACGAUGGUUCAGCCUUCCUCGAGCCCGGGAGUUAUUCGUCGGGUCCGAGGACUCUCCGGUAACGGUUUACCCUCGUCCGGAUAAUCCACCUGUCCAACUGAAAGGGCA
Exophiala viscosa is the source of this 1740-nucleotide messenger RNA. RefSeq names its product ribonuclease H2, subunit B. The record is from RefSeq and is a predicted model, not a curated record. Gene Ontology annotation, cellular component: nucleoplasm; ribonuclease H2 complex. Bases 48 to 1352 code for a protein of 434 amino acids. The transcript has a single exon. NCBI's taxonomy places the organism in Eukaryota, Fungi, Ascomycota, Eurotiomycetes, Chaetothyriales, Herpotrichiellaceae. Gene Ontology annotation, biological process: RNA catabolic process.